Messenger RNA from Magallana angulata, 6874 nucleotides. RefSeq lists its product as uncharacterized. Bases 370 to 6381 code for a protein of 2003 amino acids. Gene Ontology annotation, molecular function: nucleic acid binding. The transcript is spliced from 2 exons. The record is from RefSeq and is a predicted model, not a curated record. Lineage: Eukaryota; Metazoa; Mollusca; Bivalvia; Ostreida; Ostreidae. Gene Ontology annotation, biological process: DNA integration.
UAAAUUUACUAAGAUAUUAUGAAUUAUUUUAUAUGUAUACUUAUUGAUAUCAUUAUACAUUGUGUCUAACAUUCUUACAAGAAUAUCAAUUCUAUUUUUUACUUUAUUUACAUUGAAAGAAUUCAGUCAGUCUAUUUUUUCAAUCAGUGUAUAGAGUCAGUAUUGUCAAAUGUCAGUAUUUUCAGUAUUGUAAAUUUAUUUUAUUCUUUUUUCAGCUUUUUACUAAAAGCGUACUACUACUAAAAGCGUACUACUACUAAAAGCGUACUACUACUAAAAGCGUACUACUACUACUACAUGCUGUAGAAAAUACCAUGAAUAAAACUGAACAUCAAAAGCCUGAGUUGGUUUCAGUACAGUAAAAAGACCAUGGCAGAGUUUCCAGAAGAAGACGAUUCAACUGUGUCGCAGUCACAGAGACGCACCAAAAAGUUUACAGUUGCUGGACGAGCAAUGUAUGAAGAAAAUGUCAACAACAGAUAUGCAUCUUUAAGUAAGAUUAAAAGAAAAAUGGACAGUGAAAUAGAAUAUUAUCUACAGUCCAAGAAUAAGGAGAAAAUUUCUGUUCUAGUGAAAGAAAAUCUUGUUACACUCUCUAAGAAAUAUAAACAAGAGGCUCAAGAAUUCAUAGAUUAUCUGAGAAGAACUGGCACAGAAGAAAGUGAGAAAGAAAGACUUUCAUUUGAACUUAUUUUAUCCACACUAGAGAUGAGAAUAGAGAAAACUGUUGAAGAACUCAAUAAUGUUAUAUCUACAAGUGAUGAUCUUUUACCAAGUGAUGCAUAUAGUGAGUCAACAACAACCAAAUCGUCCAAAUCUAGUACCAGUAAAAGAUCAAGCAAGAAAUCACAUUCUUCGAAUUCAACCAUAAUCCUGAGACAACGUGCAAAAGCAGAAGCUCUGAAAGCAAAACUGGAAUUCACAGAAAAAGAAAUCCAACUCAAAAGACAAAAAUCUAAACUCGAGGAAGAAGAACAGAAGAGAAGAGCUGAAGUAACAAGAAAAUCAGUUGACUUGGAAACAGAUUUAGAACUCUUAUGUGCUCAAAAAGAAAAAGCAAUUGUUGACGCUGAACUACAAGCUAUGGUGGAAUUUGAUGUAAUAGACAGUCAAUUAGACACAGAUUUAGACACAAUAGAUUCGACAGAGAAAACAAGAAAAUACAUUGAUGAUGUCUUCAAGUACAACAACGAAACAACAACGGACUGUGAACCAAGAAAUCAAGAAACCGUUAUACCUACAAUAACUACAGAAAUUUCACAAGCUGAAAUGUUUCCUCAACAACAGAAAGUUCAUCAGAAAACUAUUACUGAACUUCCUGAUGAUAGUGAACAACGCCAUGUGUCAACAGAAAAACAUGAACCUACUAGUGAAAGCUCACAAUUUUCACAGCUCGCUAAUUUUAUCUUGAAGAAAGAUCUCAUGUUGUCAAGGAUAACAUCCUUUGACGACAAGCCAGAACAUUAUCAAACCUGGAAAAGUAGUUUCAAAUCUGUGUCUCAAGACUUAAAACUCUCUUCACCUGAAGAACUCGAUCUCUUGAUCCGAUGGUUAGGACCAACAUCCACAAAUCAUGCAAAAAGCAUAAGAACAUCAACUCUGCACAAUCCACUCGAGGGUGUGAAGAAAUUAUGGUCAAGAUUAGAUGAACGAUUUGGAUCGCCGGAAAUGGUGGAAACAUCUCUGAAAACCAGAUUGAACAAAUUUCCAAAAAUUACAGACAGUGAUGUUAGAAAACUGUAUGAACUUUCUGAUCUAUUGUCAGAAAUUAUGUGUUUAAAGGGAAAUGCAAAGUAUCAUGACUUACUGAGCUACUUUGAUACAUCAGUAGGAGUCAAACCAAUUGUUGCCAAAUUACCGAGCAAUUUACAAUCCAAAUGGGUCACCAGAGCUAGUAAAUUUAAACAAACUAACGAUGUUCCAUUUCCCCCAUUUCAUGUUCUGUGCGAUUUUGUCAGUGAAGCAGCAACUACUUUGAAUGAUCCAAGUCUUACGUGUGAAAAAUACGAUACCUGGAAACCAAACCAAACACCAAACAGAAAAGUGAAUGUCAAGAAAACUGAAUUUACAGCAUCACCAAACUGUCCAGUACAUAAUGCUCCACACACACUCAACGAGUGUAGAAACUUCAGAAAGAAACCACUGAGAGAAAGAAAACAAAUAUUACGUGACAAUAACUUUUGUUACAAAUGCUGCGAAUCUACAGCUCAUGUGUAUAAAACCUGUGAUGCUAAUGUGAAAUGCUUAGAAUGUGGUAGUGAACGACACAACACAGCUAUGCAUACUACACCUAAGUACCAUCAAGCUCAUCAAGGAACCACUCCAAGAUUUGACGGUGGGGAGCCACUUGGAGCCUCUGUAAGAUUUGACAACAGGGGACACGAUGUCAACAACAAGUGUACCGCCGUUUGUGGUGACAACUUUUCAGGACGAUCAUGUGCAAAGACUGUUCUUGUCAACGUUUAUCAUGAGAGUGAUCCAAACCGAACUUUGACCAUGUACGCUAUAAUCGAUGAUCAAAGUAAUUGCACACUUGCAAGAUCAGAACUUUUUGACUACAUGCAUAUAUCCAAAUCAGUGACUCACCAAUUUACACUGACUUCGUGUGCUGGACGUCAACAGAUGAGUGGACGCAGAACUUCAGGCUUCUUUGUGUCAUCCAUCGAUGGAUCCGUAACCAUGGAACUUCCGAUGGUAACUGAGUGUAAUGACAUUCCUGAUGAUCGAAGUGAAAUUCCCACACCAGAUGUCAUACGCCAUCAACCACAUUUGCGUGACGUACCGAUUCCUGCGCUUAAUCCAGAUGCACAGAUACUGUUACUUAUCGGACGAGAUUUAGCAGAAGCACAUCAUGUCAAGGAUCAGCGUAUUGGAGCUCGAAAUACACCCUUUGCACAACAGUUGAACCUUGGAUGGGUCGUGGUCGGGGAUGUUUGUUUAGAAAGAUUCCACAAACCAAACAUUACGACAUACAAGACUACCAUAAUUGACAGUCAUCGUGAAACCAUUUUUAAACCAUGUUCCAAUGUUUUUCAGUUAAAAAGUAACAUUUCAGAAUUCGAAAUUCAGAAAAACAUAUUUCAUGUUCAGACAGAUGAUAAUGGGACUGGACUAUCACUCGACGAUCGUGAAUUCAUGGAAUUAAUGGAUAAAUCCUUUCAGAAAGAUCAAGAUGGACGAUGGAAAGCGCCCCUUCCAUUUAGAAACCCACGACAGUCACUACCAAACAACAGAUGUCAAGCAUUAAAACGUGCUCAAAUGCUGCAUGCCAAUUUACAGAAAAAUCCUACAAAGAAAGAGCAUCUUGUGACAUUCAUGAAGAACCUCAUCGAAAGUGACGCCAUGGAAAUCGCUCCAACAUUAGACCCCAAACAAGAGUGUUGGUACUUACCAUUGUUUGGUGUUUACAAUCCCAAAAAGCCAGAUAAAAUUCGUGGUGUCUUUGAUUCUUCUGUGAAAUUUCAGGGAGUUUCAUUAAACAGUGUCUUAUUAAGUGGACCAAAAUUUGUGAAUGACCUAACAGGUGUAUUAUUGCGCUUUCGUAAAGAUGCAGUCGGAAUUAUGGCCGAUAUUGAACAGAUGUUUUACAGAUUCCUAGUGACAGAAGAUCAUCGUGACUUUCUAAGAUUUUUCUGGUACCGCAACAGCGAUCCAAACGAGGAACUCAUCGAGUACCGUAUGAAAGUCCAUGUGUUUGGAAAUACACCAUCCCCAGCUGUAGCGAUGUAUGGUUUACAGAAAACGGUGGAAAACGCAGACGAUGAUGUGAAAAGUUAUGUGUAUAGAAACUUUUAUGUUGACGAUGGGAUUACUUCCGUCCCAAAUGGUUCCGAAGCAGUGAAACUAUUGAAGAAGACUCAGUCUGUGUUGUAUGAAGAAGGAAAAAUCAGACUACAUAAAAUAGCCUCUAACAGUCUUGAUGUCAUCAUCCAUUUCCCGAUGGAAGACCUGGAGAAGAACUUGAAUUCGAUAGAUAUCGGUACAGACUACCAAUCUACCGAUCUACCAAUGCAACAGAGCCUUGGUAUUGCAUGGGACUUAAACAGUGACUGUUUCACCUUUAAUGCAAAUUUUCAAGACAAACCUUUUACCAAACGUGGAGUUUUAUCAAUAGUGAAUAGUAUAUUUGAUCCUUUGGGAUUCAUAGCUCCUAUUGUCAUCCAUGGAAGACUACUCAUGCAAGAAUUCUGCAAAGUUACAAGUGAUUGGGACCAACCACUUCCAAGUGACAAAGAACAUUUAUGGCUACAGUGGAAGGAAUCUUUGAAUUCACUCAGUGACUUUUACGUUCCACGGAUGUUCACAAAGAUUUCACUUAGCGAAUCAAAAUCCUGUGAAGUACACAUAUACUCUGACGCUUCUGAAAAAGCCAUUUCAGCUGUCGCUUACCUGUAUUCAGUCGAUGAACAAGACAACAUCAAUGUCGGAUUCAUUAUGGGAAAGUCCAAAGUAGCGCCGUCAUCAGGACAUACUAUUCCAAGAUUGGAAUUGUGUGGUGCUGUAUUAGCCACUGAACUGAGUGAAAAGAUAACAAAUAAUUUGGACUUACCUAGUAAUUCCGUCAAAUUCUUCACAGACUCCAAAGUUGUGUUAGGAUAUUUGAACAAUCGCUCAAGACGUUUUUACAACUACGUUAGCAACCGUGUGAGCAUCAUCCAUCAGCGUUCCAAAUCUGAGCAGUGGAACUAUGUUUCCACAGGCAACAACCCAGCAGAUAUCGGAACCAGACCUGGUAAAUCAGUUAAAGAAGUAAUGGAUAAAUGGAUUUCUGGACCAAAUAAACCAAACAUAAGCUUAGAUGAAGACUUUUCACUGAUCGAACCUGAGAGUGACAAAGAAAUAAAACCAGUAGUGAAGAAAACUUCUGUGCAGCAAUUUAUUGCUGAUAGAUUUGUGAAAUUCUCAACAUGGCACAGUUUAGUUUGUGCAUUCAGACUUCUAAGAAGAAGAUGUCUCCACAAGAAAGACAAAGAUCGGACCUUCCCUAAAGAGAGUGUUGAAGAAUCACAUGAAACUGAACUUUUCAUUCUCCGUAGUUCUCAGAGACUUUCGUUCAAGGAAGAAAUCAACUGUUUGAAAGACAGUACCCCUCUACCUCGUAAAAGUGCUCUCAUACAGCUCAACCCCUUUCUGGACAAGGAUGGAAUUCUGAGAGUCGGCGGACGUCUUAGUCAAUCUCCGUUACCAAUAAACCAAAAACACCCGAUAAUCAUUGACAGGAAAUCACAUGAUGCCAUUUUACAAGGCAGACAUUAUCAUGAGAAGGUACAACACCAAGGAAGAGUGUUCACAGAAGGUGCACUACGAUCUCACGGUUUCUGGAUAAUAGGAGCCAAAAAGAUUAUCAAUUCUGUGUUACAUAAGUGUGUGAUUUGUAGGAAACUACGUAGACCUUCCUCUCAACAAAUCAUGGCUGACCUGCCAGCAGACAGAGUUGUUCCGUCACUUCCGUUUACUAUUGUAGGCGUCGACGUUUUUGGUCCGUGGAACAUUGUAGCUCGCAGAACACGAGGAGGACUAGCACAUUCGAAAAGAUGGGCCGUACUCUUCAGCUGUCUCACAUCUAGGGCAAUCCAUAUUGAGGUCAUAGAGGAGCUAAGCAGUUCAGCAUUUAUAAAUGCCCUUACACGAUUCAUAUCCAUACGAGGAGCCGUAAAGGAAUUUCGAUCAGAUCGUGGAACGAACUUCGUAGGAGCAUUAGAUCACAUUAAUGUUGAUGUGAUUUAUGUAGAGUCUAGACCAGUAAAGAAAUUUCUGUCUACAAAUGGAGCCAAAUGGACCUUUAAUCCUCCCCAUGCGUCGCAUAUGGCCGGAUCAUGGGAAAGAAUGAUCGGGAUUGCAAGGAAGAUUCUUGACUCUCUUCUACUCAACACAAAAACCAAAGAAUUUACUCAUGAAGUGUUGUGUACAUUUAUGUGCGAAGUUACCGCAAUCAUGAACUCUAGACCGAUAUGUCCUAUUUCUACAGAUCCUGAAGAUCCAGUGAUUAUUAGUCCAUCGAUGUUGUUAACACAGAAGGACUUCAGUGUUGACUUGAUGCGUGUUGACUUUCAUAACAUUAAAGACAUGUACGUAUCGCAGUGGAAACACGUCCAGUAUCUCUCCAACAUGUUUUGGAAGCGAUGGCGAGAUGAGUACUUGCAGAACUUACAAGUCCGUCGUAAAUGGCAGAACAACCAACCUGAUCUGAAGACUGGUGACGUCGUCCUCAUGCGCGAUCCGACGGUUCAUCGCGGACAAUGGCCUCUUGGUAUCGUUACAAGAGUUUUCCCGAGUCAGAAUGAUGGUAAAGUCAGGACGGUGGAAAUUCGUGUCAUCAGAGAUGGGAAACGUGUGACUUUUGUGAGACCCAUUACAGAACUUGUAUUAUUAAUUGACUAGGUCGUAACUAUACUUGUUGCUUACAGUGAACUGACUAACUGUUAUUAUAAUUACCAAUAGAACGUUGGUGAAUUUACAUGGGUAAUUAAUCUUACUAGUAUAUGUUAAGUAUUUUUAAUAGUUAACAUUGUUCAUACUUGUAAUAUCUGGAUGAUAUUAGGUGGGGAGUGUGGUGUUUUCAGAAGUAUUCUACGUACGAAUUAAUUUUCUGGAGUGAGUUACUCCCCUUUUCUUCUACUCUCUUGUCAUUAGAGAUUUUUGCACAGAGCCGUGCAGUACACAACUUCGGUAGAGUCACCGUACUAUCAUUUUGUACAAGCGUACACUUCUAUGCAAGAAACUUAAAGCCCUACGGUCUUUUUACUAAAAGCGUACUACUACUAAAAGCGUACUACUACUAAAAGCGUACUACUACUAAAAGCGUACUACUACUAAAAGCGUACUACUACUACUACAUGCUGUAGAAAAUACCAUGAAUAAAACUGAACAUCAA